GGCUAACACUGACCCCAAGCCACUCCUCACCUGGACAAGAUGAGAGUGUCAGGUGUGCUUCGCUUCCUGGCCCUCAUCUUUGCCCUGGUCACCACAUGGAUCUUUAUUCGCAGCUACAUCAGCUUAAACGCGAAAACUAUCCGUCUGCCCCGCUGGCUGAGUUUGGUCACCAAGGAGAUCCCAGUCGUGAAGGCCAAGUGUGGCCUCGCUAAGCCCUGCCCCAAAGAGUUCUUCGCCUUUAAAAUCAGCAGCGGGGCUGCUAACGUCGUGGGCCCCACCAUGUGCUUCGAAAACCAGGUGAUCAUGAGUCCUGUGAAAAACAACGUGGGCAGAGGCCUGAACAUUGCCCUGGUGAACGGAACCACAGGAAUGGUGCUAACACAGAAAUGCUUCGACAUGUACUCUGGAGAAGUGAAGCUGCUGGUGAAAUUCCUUAAAGAAAUUCCAGAGGGCGCACUCGUGCUGGUGGCCUCCUAUGACGACCCAGGAACCAGACUGAAUGAUGAGACCAGGAAGCUCCUCUCCAGCCUGGGCAGUUCUUACGCAAAGCAGCUGGGCUUCAGAGAUAGCUGGGUCUUUUUAGGAGCCAAAGACCUCAAGGACAAAAGCCCCUUUGAGCAGUUCUUAAAGAACAACCCAAACACAAACAAGUAUGAGGGCUGGCCGGAGCUGCUGGAGCUGGAAGGCUGUGUUCCCCGGAAGAUACCGUAGGGUAGCUGUGGACCAAAGAAGCUCCUGGCUACUCUAGGAGUCAGAGCUGGCUGCAGCGACGAGAAGGGGGCCAAGAGGCCUGUGGAAAGUGCUGGGGGAAUCCCCAUGCACUGUG
Puma concolor (puma) is the source of this 826-nucleotide messenger RNA. RefSeq names its product FAM3 metabolism regulating signaling molecule D (gene FAM3D). The record is from RefSeq and is a predicted model, not a curated record. Lineage: Eukaryota; Metazoa; Chordata; Mammalia; Carnivora; Felidae.